Messenger RNA from Salpingoeca rosetta, 930 nucleotides. RefSeq lists its product as uncharacterized. Gene Ontology annotation, cellular component: early endosome; plasma membrane. The record is from RefSeq and is a predicted model, not a curated record. The coding region runs from base 1 to 930 and encodes 309 amino acids. Gene Ontology annotation, biological process: endocytosis. Lineage: Eukaryota; Choanoflagellata; Craspedida; Salpingoecidae. The transcript is spliced from 8 exons.
AUGAUGGCAGGGGAAGGUCGGCGCAGGGAGCCACAGCGCACAUCGUUUGGGGUGUGGGUGCGCUGGCUGCUGUUUGGUGGCUUUGGUGCACACCAUUACUAUCUCAAGCGAGACUUCCAAGCAUUCCUUUGGGCCAUUAGCUUUGGAGGAUUUGGCAUUGGCCUGAUUUACGACAUGUUCCGCAUCAACACAUAUUUGGACGAGGUCAACAAAACAUCCGUGUUCAUGGUGAACCGCCGGCAGCUGCUGCAAGCGAGUCGAAAACCAGCCGUCCUCGCCGUGCGAACAAUUGGCCAGCUGAUCUUUGCCAUGUACCUGCGCUUCAUUGCCUUUUGGGCUGUUCCCCAAGACCCGCGGUUUUCGUUGCCGUGGCCAACUGGAAUCGCCGGCAUAUUCGGAGGCCUCGCCGCUGCGUGGACGGUCGCCAACAUUGGUGACCUCGGAUACAGAAAGGGCAACACGCGCGGUGCCUUCAUUGGCGCAAUGGUCAUGGAGGCUCUCCUCGCCGCUGCGCUUCGUGACGAAGCUGGGGAGGUGGAUCACGUCAAGUACGGGGACGCCGGGUCGUGCUUCUGGGUGGCCGUCGUGGCCAUCGCCGCCUACGCGUGGUCUCGCCGCUACCUGUCUCCACAGGAAAUGGCCGCGCUCCCACGGCCGUCGGGGUGGUGGCGUGCGCUGCGCUAUUUCUUCCGCGUUGCCCUCUUCUGGGCGCUCGUCACCAGCGCAUUUGCGUUCCACUCGCGCAUCGAACUCAACGAGAAGGAGGACACAGUUGCCGGCCACUGCUACGUGUACAUCAACUCGCCGCAGUGGGAGGAGCACAAGCAGGCGUUUUAUCUCUUCUACAUCCAGUGCUCGGCAGACUUUGACGAGUGCAAGCGACAAAUCUGGGAAGCCAUCGAGGGGCCCUCUGCGCGAGCUGACUCGUAG